AUGACGCAAUACAUGCCAUUGUUUAGAUCAUGCUCGAACUUACGAUCACUAACACAGCUUCACGCUCACCUCCUCGUCACCGGCCGUCUCCGUCGUGACCCUCUUCCCGUGACGAAGCUCAUCGAAUCCUACGCCUUCAUGGGCUCUCCAGACUCGUCGAGGCUCGUCUUUGAAGCCUUUCCUUACCCUGACUCAUUCAUGUACGGCGUUCUCAUCAAAUGCAACGUCUGGUGCCAAUUACUCGACGCCGCUAUCGAUCUUUACCACAGGUUGGUUUCGGAGAAGACCCAGAUCAGCAAGUUCGUGUUCCCAUCUGUUUUGAGAGCUUGUGCGGGGUCGAAGAAUCAUCUGAGUGUUGGUAGGAAAGUCCACGGGAGGAUUCUCAAGAGCGGUGUAGACGACGACGCUGUGAUAGAGACGUCUCUCUUGUGUAUGUAUGGUCAAACUGGGAAUCUUAGGGAUGCAGAGAAAGUGUUCGAUGAAAUGCCUGAGAGAGACAUUGUUGCUUGGAGUACACUUGUUUCCAGCUGUUUAGAGAACGGUGAGGUUGUGGAAGCAUUAAGGAUAUUUAAGUGCAUGUUUGAUGAUGGUGUUGAGCCUGAUGCUGUGACGAUGAUCAGUGUAAUCGAAGGUUGUGCUGAGCUUGGUUGCUUGAGGAUGGCCAAGUCAGUCCAUGGCAUGAUAACGAGGAAAAGGUUUGAUUUUGAUGAAACACUCUGCAAUUCUCUGCUUACAAUGUAUAGUAAAUGUGGAGACUUGCUUAGCUCGGAGAGAGUCUUUGAGAAGAUGGUCAAGAAGAAUGCUGUUUCGUGGACUGCUAUGAUCUCUAGUUACAACCGUGGAGGGUUCUCUGAGAAGGCGUUGAGAAGCUUCAGUGAGAUGAUGAAAUAUGGGUUUGAGCCGAAUUUGGUUACGGUUUAUAGCGUUUUGAGCUCUUGUGGAUUGUUAGGGUUGAUUAGAGAAGGCAAGUCGGUUCAUGGUUUCGCAGUUAGACGAGAGCUGGAUCCGAAGUAUGUGUCACUUUCUCCGGUCUUAGUCGAGCUGUACGCUGAGUGUGGGAGACUAAGCGACUCCGAGGCGGUUUUACGAGCUGUUGGUGAUGGAAACAUUGUGUCAUGGAACUCUCUUAUAUCUCUAUAUGCACGGAAAGGUAUGGUGAUUGAGGCAUUGUGCUUGUUUAGAGAGAUGGUUACAAUGCGAAUAAGACCUGACUCGUUCACUUUAGCUAGCUCAAUAUCAGCAUGUGUCAAUGAUGGUUUAGUCUGUUUAGGGAAACAGAUUCACGGAUAUGUUAUAAGGACGAAUGUUUCAGACGAGUUUGUGCAGAACUCGGUGAUAGACAUGUACGCUAAGAGCGGGCUUGUGGAGUUAGCGUGUAAAGUGUUUGAUCAUGUGAAAGAUAAGAGCGUUGUGACAUGGAACUCGAUGCUCUGUGGGUUUUCUCAGAAUGGUAACUCCUUGGAGGCGAUUAAUCUCUUCGACUAUAUGUAUAGUAACUCUCUCGAGACGAAUGAAGUUACGUUUUUGGGCGUUAUCCAAGCGUGUUCAAGCAUAGGUUCGCUGGAGAAAGGGAAAUGGGUUCAUCACAAGAUGAUUCUUUCUGGUUUGAAAGAUCUUUACACUGAGACUUCUUUAAUAGACAUGUAUGCGAAAUGUGGAGAUCUCGACGCAGCUGAAAUUGUUUUCAAGGCCAUUGCGAGUAAGAGCAUUGUGUCGUGGAGUAGUAUGAUCAACGCGUAUGGAAUGCACGGACGGAUAGGAGCGGCGAUAUCUACGUUCAAUCAAAUGGUGGAGUCUGGAACGAAACCUAACGAAGUUGUCUUCAUGAACGUUCUCUCUGCUUGUGGUCACUCUGGUUCUGUCCAAGAAGGUAAAUUCUACUUUAACUUGAUGGGAUCUUUUGGCAUUUUACCAAACUCGGAGCAUUUCGCUUGUUUCAUCGACCUUUUGAGCCGUUCCGGUGAACUCGAAGAAGCUUAUAGGAUCAUCAAGGAGAUGCCUUUCUUACCUGAUGCUAGCGUUUGGGGUUCUCUGGUCAAUGGUUGCAGAAUCCAUCAGAGAAUGGAUAUCUUCAAAGCCAUAAAAAACGAUCUCUCGAGUAUUGUUACCGACGAUACAGGGUAUUACACUCUACUGUCCAAUGUGUAUGCUGAAGAAGGUGAAUGGGAAGAAUCCAGGAGAGUGAGAUCGGCUAUGAAGAGGAAAGUUCCUGGUUACAGCUCCAUAGAGAUUGAUCAGAAAGUUUUCAGAUUUGGAGCCGGAGAAGAGUCUGGUUUCAGAACAGAGGAGAUACACAAGUUUCUUGGGAAUUUCAAGAACCUAACUCUUGAAGCAGAUUGUUUACAAAUUAAUGAAUGA
Molecule: messenger RNA, 2358 nt
Organism: Microthlaspi erraticum
Lineage: Eukaryota; Viridiplantae; Streptophyta; Magnoliopsida; Brassicales; Brassicaceae
Source: the annotation of a GenBank genome assembly